GUCCGCAUCUUCGCCGAUACCCAAUACCCAAUGCCCAUUUCGUUCUGGUAAAUAUGGUCAGCCUAAAUUUUCACUUCGACUACCCGCCAGUCCACUAUUCCGUAUAAAUAAAGAUGCGACGGUCACGGCUAAGUGUCGUGUGAAAGUGUACGCCGUCCUGGUAGGAAGUGUAGAUCCCGAGCAACGAUUCAAUCGGUUGCUCCCUUUUAUUCGGCGACCGAGUGCCACGGAAUUCACACACCAGUGUAUUCGUUUCGUGCGCGAGAAAGAAAAGUGCGACGACGAUCAUGUGUAUCCGCAUGACAAUCUGUUUGGCAAUCAUCGUGGCCGUGGUCGCGUGUACUGUUAAUUGCGAGGAAGUGCAAUCGUCAGUCAUCAAAGAGGGAAUAAAUUUAAACGCAACACAAUACAAUGCAACAAUAAACGAUGACAAAAAUUUUUGGGAGUGGAUAUUGGCCGGGAUAUUGUCCCCUAGUGAUUCCACGACUGAAAAUCCGAAACCAGAAACUCCUGAAGGAUGUUUACCUUGCAAAUGCGGUUUGACGAACGUACAGAGACGUAUCGUCGGUGGUGUCGAGACUCAAGUUAAUCAAUAUCCAUGGAUGGUUUUAUUGAUGUACAGAGGACGAUUCUAUUGCGGUGGAUCUGUUAUAAGCUCUUUUUACGUAGUAACUGCCGCCCAUUGUGUCGACAGGUUCGAUCCCAACCUCAUAUCGGUGCGGAUAUUGGAACACGAUCGUAAUUCCACUACAGAGGCAAAGACGCAAGAAUUUCGUGUCGAUAAAGUGAUUAAGCAUAACGGUUAUUCGACGUAUAAUUAUAACAAUGACAUCGCGCUCAUCAAACUGAAGGACGCCAUUCGAUUCGAGGGAAAGAUGAGACCUGUUUGUCUUCCAGAACGAGCGAAAACUUUUGCCGGAUUGAAUGGAACGGUGACAGGUUGGGGAGCGACAGCAGAGUCUGGCGCCAUAUCACAAACUCUACAGGAAGUCACGGUUCCGAUUCUCUCGAAUGCCGAUUGUCGCGCCACUAAAUAUCCAUCGCAAAGGAUUACGGACAACAUGCUGUGCGCUGGUUACCAAGAGGGAAGCAAGGAUUCGUGUCAGGUAAUUAACAACAAUAUGGAUACAUAUCAAAUAGUCGGAAUUGUAUCUUGGGGCGAAGGAUGCGCAAGGCCUGGCUAUCCCGGUGUUUACACCAGGGUGAAUCGUUACCUCUCGUGGAUAAGUCGCAACACCGAGGACUCUUGUUACUGUUGAUUUAAACGAUGAAUAAUAAUCCAAGGUAAUCACGCGUGGAUUACAACAAGAGUCUCGACUCGUGUUUUCGUGAUUAUUUUUAAAUUCAUCGCCUU
Apis dorsata (giant honeybee) is the source of this 1354-nucleotide messenger RNA. RefSeq names its product trypsin-1-like. Gene Ontology annotation, molecular function: serine-type endopeptidase activity. The coding region runs from base 288 to 1259 and encodes 323 amino acids. The record is from RefSeq and is a predicted model, not a curated record. The transcript has 7 exons. Gene Ontology annotation, biological process: proteolysis. Lineage: Eukaryota; Metazoa; Arthropoda; Insecta; Hymenoptera; Apidae.